Molecule: messenger RNA, 1038 nt
Organism: Pieris rapae (cabbage white)
Lineage: Eukaryota; Metazoa; Arthropoda; Insecta; Lepidoptera; Pieridae
Exons: 4
Coding region: 1-1038 (345 amino acids)
Source: RefSeq, a predicted model, not a curated record
AUGUUAUAUCAAUGUGUAAAUUUAAUUAUUUUCUGUAAUUUUUUAUGUGGUUUCUAUGUUAAAUUUUCAAAGCUUUAUAUGACGAUUUUGUCUACGAUUUAUUGCGCUUCGAUUUCAGUUUUCAUCCUAUAUGGAUUGUACUCAAGACCUCUUAUUAAUACAUUCUAUGUUUGGUCGAAUAAUUUCUGUAUGUUUGACACUAUUUGUUAUAUUUUAUUUACCUAUAUUAAUGGAACAGUGUACGUAUCGAAAUUUCUUAGAAAGAUAUCAGAAAUUGACGGCUUACUUCACUUUCAACGCCCCAAAUUUUUUAUUAAAACAAUAUGGUUCUUUUUAUUUAUUUUCUUUGAAAAAAUCUUUUACUCUUUGGAAUAUUACGCACGCAAUGAUGUGAGCACGACUACUUACAAAAUUUCGAUGGCUGCUUGGUUAGUUUACAAAUAUGGCAGCUUUUUCAAUUCAGUCUUGAGAAACAUAUUGUUCGCACUAAUGAGACAGAGGAUGAAAGGUCUUCGAUCAAUGCUUGAGCAUAAUAUAAAUCAAGACGGUCUCGACAAAGUUGAAGAAAUUAACAAGACGUUAGAAAUUUAUAAAAUGAUUCUGGAUACUAAUAACUGUUUUGGAUACAUAGUUAAGUAUUAUAUUGUACGCGAUUUUUUUGCUGCAUUCUACUACGUGAUAAUCACAACCAUCGGUAUUUCAUAUAAUUCCAAAAAAAGCGUAAGACCGCACAUGGCAGUGGAUGCCGUCGCAAAUAUUCUUGUGGCUUGCUGGCCAUGUAUCGUUUUACAAGAAACGAUAAAUGAAGUAGCAAAUAUAAAAACCUGUCUUGCUCAAGAAUUCUUGAAAUGCCCAACUGAAGACAGUCACCGCCGAACACGGGACAAAAUCAAAGAUGCCAUGAAAUAUUUGGAUUUGAAUCCUUUUAUGUUUCCCAUACUACAUCUAUUUAGUUUAAAUCUGACCGUGCCUUUUUACUUCAUCAAUAUUUGUUGUACUUACGUGAUAGUGGCAAUUCAAUUUGCUAAAUUGGCUUAA